AUGAAGGUGGGCGACCGCGUGCGCAUCACGGCGGGGCAGCACGCAGGGCGAGCUGGCAGCUUCGUCGGGGCAGCCGAAGGAGAUGUUCGCACGCGGCUUGCUUUCUUCGACCUCGCGCAGGUGGUCCAGCGGCAGGUCGGCGCGCCCUUGCGCCUCAGCGACUCAUCAUUCGGGCUCCUGCGGGCCAUGGGCACUGUCGAGGCAGCCCGCGCGGUCACGCAACUGUUCGCGUUCCACAUGCAGGGCUCGGCCGCAGACCUUUUGAGAAAGAGUGUCGCCACUGCCAAGGGGUUGCUUUGA
Prorocentrum cordatum is the source of this 300-nucleotide messenger RNA. The record is from the annotation of a GenBank genome assembly. NCBI's taxonomy places the organism in Eukaryota, Dinophyceae, Prorocentrales, Prorocentraceae.